UAGCUCUCAAAAUGCGUACUCGAUCCCCAACUCCCUUCCCCGUUGUCAUUUCAACUCCGAAACCCCCAAAUCUCUCUCUCUCUCUCUCUCUCUCUCUCAAACCCUGAGCGUACGUUUCAAUCAAAACCUUCUUCAAUGGCUAAUAGCAAUCUUCCUCGGCGAAUCAUCAAGGAAACGCAGCGUCUCCUCAGCGAACCCGCACCAGGAAUAAGUGCGUCCCCUUCAGAAGAGAAUAUGCGGUAUUUUAAUGUUAUGAUUCUUGGUCCAACACAAUCUCCUUAUGAAGGAGGGGUUUUCAAGCUGGAAUUAUUUUUACCCGAAGAAUAUCCAAUGGCUGCUCCCAAGGUCCGAUUUCUCACUAAAAUCUACCACCCCAACAUUGAUAAGCUUGGAAGGAUAUGCCUUGAUAUUCUUAAAGACAAAUGGAGUCCUGCUCUUCAGAUUCGAACUGUACUCUUGAGCAUUCAAGCUCUGUUAAGUGCUCCAAAUCCUGAUGACCCUCUUUCUGAGAACAUUGCAAAGCAUUGGAAGACCAAUGAGGUUGAAGCUGUUGAAACAGCAAAGGAAUGGACGCGCCUAUAUGCAAGUGGUGCAUAAGGGAACAGUGAAGAUUAGGUUGCCCAAAAAUAACAGAAUAUGCAAUGUAUCCUAUUUUAAUGUUGAAUUUGAAUGGGAAUUUGGAAGAAUCAAUCCAAUGACUUGAAACUGAAUAUUCUCAAAGCUUCCAGCAACUGCUGAUAAGUGUUUCAGGACUUCGGAACUUUAUCUUGGAAAUUGUAUAAUUAGAUAUACAGUUUGUGUCUUCUUACUGAUCUUUGAAUUUGUUGUAUUUUGGGGAUUUGGGGAGUCGAGGAGGGGGGCUUACGCCUACUAGUUUGGUAGAUCUUACGGUUCAAUUUUACACCGAGGGCAAAGCAGGAGCUUUAGAGGGGUUUUGAAAUAUGGAGCUUGACAAAGGUUUAUAUGCAAGCAUGUGACCAAAAUCGAACUCUGUCAAAGCUUUGUUUAACAGAAGCUUCUGGUCCGUUCUUCGCUCA
Messenger RNA from Diospyros lotus (date-plum), 1037 nucleotides. RefSeq names its product ubiquitin-conjugating enzyme E2 36. Gene Ontology annotation, biological process: DNA damage tolerance; protein K63-linked ubiquitination. The transcript has 8 exons. Gene Ontology annotation, cellular component: nucleus. Bases 136 to 597 code for a protein of 153 amino acids. Gene Ontology annotation, molecular function: ubiquitin conjugating enzyme activity. The record is from RefSeq and is a predicted model, not a curated record. Lineage: Eukaryota; Viridiplantae; Streptophyta; Magnoliopsida; Ericales; Ebenaceae.